Molecule: messenger RNA, 306 nt
Organism: Venustampulla echinocandica
Lineage: Eukaryota; Fungi; Ascomycota; Leotiomycetes; Helotiales; Pleuroascaceae
Exons: 1
Coding region: 1-306 (101 amino acids)
Source: RefSeq, a predicted model, not a curated record
AUGGAGACUGAAGUUCCAACCAACGUUACAAUCCUCUGCGUGAUGUUUGUAGAGGAACAUAUUCCAUUUAUCAACCACGACAUGCCAGACAGAGAAGCGUCUCCGAGAUUAGAGCCGUAUAAUUGGUGGUGGAAGCUAUCCGCCCUGACGAUCUGGAAUGAGGAUCUGCAAUCUAGAGCCCAGUUCCUGAAAAUCCGGGCCUCGGAACAACGUAUCAUCUGGAUCCUCUGCGGCCUGGCCAUUGGUCUUCCACAAAGACCAUCACCGCCUGAGCAUGUCUGUCGCCAUGCCGCCAUGGCUUGGUGA